This is a messenger RNA of Galdieria sulphuraria, 1431 nucleotides long. RefSeq names its product histidinol dehydrogenase. The transcript has a single exon. Gene Ontology annotation, biological process: L-histidine biosynthetic process. The record is from RefSeq and is a predicted model, not a curated record. Gene Ontology annotation, cellular component: cytoplasm; cytosol. Gene Ontology annotation, molecular function: histidinol dehydrogenase activity; NAD binding; metal ion binding. The coding region runs from base 18 to 1397 and encodes 459 amino acids. Lineage: Eukaryota; Rhodophyta; Bangiophyceae; Galdieriales; Galdieriaceae.
CAUUAUAAAGGAAUAAGAUGAUUUGCUCUGGCAUUCAUUGUUAUUUCAUGUCGUCGACAAUUCCAAUAUAUACGACAAAACAAGCUGAAGAGACUAUCCUAAGACGUUCUUCACUACAAGAACCCGAACUUUCCCCACGUGUACAACAAAGAAUAAAGCAACUUUUUGGAGAAGACCUGACGGCGUUACAAGUAGUGCAGAGAAUACUAGAGUCUGUUCGGAAGAAUGGAGACUCAGCUUGUCAGCAUUGGACAAAAGUUUUAGAUGGAGUGGACACUGGAGACUCGUUUCAAGUUUCAAAAGAAAGAAUCCUUUCUUGUGUAAAGAGGAUAGACUCCCAGGUGUUAGACUCUUUGCGUAUCUCUCGAGAUCGUGUUUUGCAUUUUCAUAGGAAACAACCGAUAACUUCUUGGUUUACGACUGAACUAGGAGGUCAAUUAGGACAAUUGAUUCGACCUAUUGAGAAAGUUGGCUUUUAUGUACCUGGUGGUUCUGCUCCUUUGCCUUCUUCUGUAAUUAUGUCUGUUUGUCCAGCGGUUGCUGCUGGUUGUCAAACUUUAUUAGUGGUUAGUCCUCCUGAUAAACAAGGCAGUAUUGCAGAUGUGACUUUGGCAGCUUGUGGUGUAAUGAUGGAGCUUGGAAUAGAUCUUCGGGUUUUUGCUAUCGGUGGAGCACAAGCUAUAGGAGCUCUAGCGUAUGGAACGGAAAGUAUACCCAAAGUGGACAAAAUUGUUGGUCCUGGAAAUAUUUUUGUUUCAUUAGCAAAGAAGGAAGUUUUUGGUAUAGUUGGUAUUGAUGGCAUCUACGGCCCUACGGAAGCAGUUAUUAUUGCGGAUGAUACUGGACGUGCGGACUAUAUUGCUGCCGAUUUGUUAGCUCAAGCAGAACAUGAUGAAAUGGCUGUUCCUAUUCUUUUAACUUGCAGCAAGGAAUUAGCGGAAAAGGUUGUCCAGUCUAUUAUGCAACAAGUGUCUAGUUUAUCUCGUUCUUCUACUGCAUUACAUUCACUACAACAUCAUGGAGGAAUUGUUGUUACAUGUUCGUUGGAGGAAUGUUUUCGUUUAAGUAAUCAGUUUGCUGCAGAACAUGUAUCGCUUAAUAUUAAGGAUCCUUGGGAAAGUCUUCAUUAUAUAACUAGUGGUGGUGGUGUUUUUGUGGGAGAUGCUUCUUGUGAAGUAUUGGGAGAUUAUGUGGCAGGUCCAUCUCAUGUCAUGCCUACUGGUGGUAGUGCUAGAUAUUCUAGUCCUUUAAAUGUUCUGGAUUUUGUGAAGAUUAUUAGUCUAGUUGGAUUGGAUCAUCAUACUUCUAUGGAUAUGGCAAAGAAGGCAGCAAUUAUUGCAAAAUCGGAGGGUUUAACUGCACAUGCCGAAGCUGCCCACAAAAGAUUGAAUUUAUAAAUAUUCUUUUUGAUUUCGUAAGGCUCAUUUUGCU